Molecule: messenger RNA, 1214 nt
Organism: Electrophorus electricus (electric eel)
Lineage: Eukaryota; Metazoa; Chordata; Actinopteri; Gymnotiformes; Gymnotidae
Source: RefSeq, a predicted model, not a curated record
AUGGCAAAGGGAGUCGAUAAGGAUUGGAAAUGCACUACCAUCUUUAUGUCUCAGGAAUUGCUACAGACUAAGCAUGAUUCAGUCGACUAUGAAAAUGAGGUCAUUCACAACAGGAGGUUUUACACAUCCGGUGCCAGACCUGGCAAGUUACAACAACACUGCCGCACGGGUUCGGGACCGCAUCGCACCGUCUCCUCCACCGAUCUCCUGCACGGUCAUUUCCCCGCUCACAGCGACCACAUCAGAGGUUCUCAGUACAGGCUGGAGGAGGAGGCCCUGGAAGAACCCUCUGAGAAGAGGAACAGCAAAGGGACAAAAGUCAUGGAUGUACUGGAUAAGGAGAAAUGGGAGAAUGCCAGAGGGUAUGGGGCCCAGCCCAAAGAAGAGAGCUUGGGGUUUGUCAGUGAACAGGAGGAAGAAGAGGAUGAUAGUUCACUACCCAGAACUGGAUCACAAACCACUGACUCAGAUAACUACAAGCAGGGUUUUCAUUGUUUACCAAAGAGUCUGGUUCCUUCUGAAAUCAGCCACUGCCUGUUUGAGGUGGAGGACACCCUGAGGACACUCCUGACUUAUCUGGUUGAAGAUGAAAGCUUCAGUGACCAAGCCAGCAGUAGCUCUGCAUCCCUAGUCUCCCCUGCGCCCACCACUCCAACUCCCACAAAAAGCCCUGCUGUACCCACACCUGCGCAGCCUGUGCCUGCCCCUCAUCCACACUUUCCUUUCCACCUAUCUACCCCUCACCCUAGUUGCCACCUUGGUGUGCACCCCCCUCCCAAGAUGCACUUUCACCCUCACUAUGAGACAGCUCACGCUGUGACUCGGAGGCCCUCUGAGACAUGCCGCAGUCAACUCAUUCACCCACAACCGUGCUUCCUAGACCUGCCCACCGAGCUGCCCAGCUGUGGCCAGAGGAGGGAGGAGGCGGGUGCCUUCCACAUCUUGACGAAACUCAGAGAGAGUGUGGAGCAACUGCUUUCGAUUCAGAAGCGAGAGUACGAGGUGCACAAGGAGGUUCUCGCACUUGUCCGUGAGCUCGGCCCACUGCAGAGCCAUAACCAGAGCUAUGGGCUCAGUGCUCAGCUCCAGCAGGUCCACCACCAGGCCAGCAAAAUCACUAAGCUUCCUCUGCUGUGUCAGCGAUGCCAGGCUGGGCUCCCACAGAUCUUAGUGAGUGAGGUGUAGAGCACAGAAGCUUGAAGAGAGUCCUGAAA